GCCGUAUUCAGGGGUCAAUUGCCAAUAAAGGGAGACUCGUUGUUCUUCCUUGUCUAAUACCGUCUGCGAUUGAAAAUUGUUGCAUAUGGUUGAACAUGAAUUGGUUGCUUAUAUAAGGACCAUAUCUUCAACAUUUGACUACAUGGAUCUUUGAGAAAUGUCGGCAAUAAUGUAAAAAUGAAUCGAUGUAAUGCAUCGCAGUGACAAAUAUAAUUGUUGUUAUAUUAUACUGUUUGUUACACAUUAAUAAAAAAUCAGAAUUCUGAAGUAACAAAACAUGAACGCACAAGUGGAAAUGGAAAAGGCACAGCAACAAAUGGAAUGUGUUCAAGAGUAUACUAAUAUAAGGGAAUAUCAAAGCAUUAACAUGCAAAAUGCCAACGCAUAUUCGUUACAUACACCGAACGCCGAAUAUGUACUGUCAAUGGACUUUAUGUUGGAAACUAUAACAAUAUGUCAUACCACUCUUGGUGGUGACAUAAGAAACACUAGCAAUCCCAAAGUCAAACGUCUAUCAACCCCUCCCGACCCACGAGCUAAGUAUAAACAUCAUUCCCAGACCAUUACACCAAGUAGCACCUCAUUAUAUUCGAGUCAUUACAACACAAAUUGAAUAAAAAUACAAAUUGUGAGCCAAUACUCAUAACAAUACUAAUAGUAUAUUAGAUAUACAAUAUUUAGAAUUUGGUCUUAAUGCUUUGAGAUAGAUAUUAUAAUUCGUUUAACGUUUAAAAGGGUCAGCAUCCCACUGCAAACCUAAAGCCUUCA
Messenger RNA from Owenia fusiformis, 768 nucleotides. The record is from the annotation of a GenBank genome assembly. NCBI's taxonomy places the organism in Eukaryota, Metazoa, Annelida, Polychaeta, Sabellida, Oweniidae.